AUGCAGUUUAGUGGACCUUAUUUGGCACCUACUGUCAUAUAUGGCAUUGCUCAUUUAUUUGGUCUAACAGCUAUUGGUUUGAUCGUUUCGUGGAUGUGUUAUGAUGGAAAAGGGUAAGGUAAAACAAGUAUGUAUUUAGUUAUAUGUAGUAUAAAUUUUUUUAUUAUUAUUUUAAUUUUUAAGAGCAUUCUUUACAUUAUAGUUUUCUAAAAAUUGGAGGUAAUUUAUAUUCAUAAGAUCUGUUUGAAAAUUGAGUAUUGAUCUUUCAGGUUUGCCCUACGAAGUGAUCCGAAGCUAGAGUUUAAAUGGCAUCCAAUCUGUAUGUCAUUGUCUUUACUGUUUCUUAAUGGUGAGGCUAUUAUGAUAUACCGUGGGUUGCGAGAUGUAAAGAAAGUUUACACAAAAGCUGUCCAUGGCAUUUUACACUGCAUUGCAUUUACUAUUAUGGUUCUAGGCUUGAAAGUAAGGUUUUUGAAAUAUCGUUUAUGAUUUAUACAUAUAGUACGUCUUAUAGUACGUAUAUAGUACUUUACGGUAUCAUUAAAUGAUAAACGUAUAAAUUUACAUUUUACCUUUACUAUAGUAAAACCAAGUUUAGGCAGUAUGGGACAGUCACGACUACAAUUAUACUGGAACUGUCGAUAACGUCACACCUAUGCCGAACCUCCAGAGUUGUCAUUCUUGGAUUGGCCUAUCUUGUGCUACUUUCUAUGGAUGCCAACUUUUGGCUGGAUUUGUCGCUUUUUAUGUGCCACAAACACCACUCCACAUUCGACAGGCUGUGAUGCCAUUUCACAGAACGGGAGGCCUGAUCAUCUUCGCCUUCUGCCUGGCCGCUGCGUUAAUGGGCGCGGCUGAAAAAGCGGCUUGGGCUGGUGAGUUAAAAUCUAUUAUUUUUUAUAAUUUAAAAAAAUUAAGUAAAGAUUUAUAAAGCUUAUUGUAUAUAUUAAAGUAAAUUUUAUUAAAAUCUUUAAAGUACAUUGUAUAAUAAAAGAUUUUUUUAGUGAAUUGUCCAAAAGAAUACGGAAAUGACAUUUGUCCUGAGAAAUUCAUCGUCGAUUUCUUUAGUUUGGCUGUUCUUGGUUAUGGAGUUUGUGUAUUCUUACUCGUAAGUUAAAGUUGGGCGGGUAGUUUUUGUUUUGGGGGAGAGACAAUGGAGAACGAAUAUGCAUUGCUUUUUACUUGAGGGGUGGAGUUGGGUAGGGCUAAAAUGGGCAGGAGGAGGCUUAGAUAGGACUAUAUUAAGCAGGGGUAGAUCUGGAUAAGACUAAAAUAAGUUUAUUUUAUAAUUUAUAUUAAUACUAUAAUUACAUACUCAGACCUAACAGAAAACUGUAAGCUUGGCCGGUAAAGAAAAUCAUUUUUAAAAGUUUAUUAUAAAAAAAUUAUUUUUCAGGCCACAAUUCACGCCUGGAUUCGUCAACCAUUACACUCAGAGUUGGUCGGACAGUCAGCCACAGUGCCAGGUAAUGGUAUCACCAGCGAAGUUCACUUUGUACAUACCGAGAGAGUGUCACGAGGAUAUUAG
Messenger RNA from Bursaphelenchus okinawaensis, 1528 nucleotides. Lineage: Eukaryota; Metazoa; Nematoda; Chromadorea; Rhabditida; Aphelenchoididae. The record is from the annotation of a GenBank genome assembly.